AUGGGAGUGAUACCUAAAUACCUAGCAGGAGGCGCGCGGUUGCUUGUGUCAUCGGACGGGAGUGGUGAGGAAGGUCUAGAGGUGCACUACACUGACCAACGCACAAAAGGACAGCGUUUGCCACUCGAUCCGCAAGUGCUGGGUGUACCAGUGGAUAUGGCAACAUCGCCUGUGGAUCCCUAUGCGGCUAUAGUAAACCACAGAAACGAGCUUCUUCUGCUGAACUUGACCACCAACAAGCUUGUCACAGUGGACGUAUGCACAGACACCGAGCCGAUGUGUGGCUUGGCGUUUUCGCCGUGUGGCAGUUGGUUAGCGUACGAGUACAGGACAGGCAGACGCAUGUCUGUUAUCCGCGUGUGCGAUGUACGGUCUGGGAAGUGUGUGGAUGUGACGCAGGGUAAUCACAUGGACGUUAGCCCGGCGUGGGAUCCCCAAGGCUGCUACCUCUACUUCAUCUCUAGUCGUGACUAUGAGCCCUACCAGGACGAGCUUCACGAGGUGGGCAUGGGAUUCACUAAAGCGCAGAAACCGUACCUAAUUACGCUGCGUGCGGAUGUGUCCAAUCCGUUGCUGCCCGAUCUCAGACCGCCAGGCGAUGACGAUGAUGAAACCGAAGAAGAGGAAGAGGAUGAGGAGCAGGAAGAAGAAGAGAGUGCUGAAGAAGAAUCAGAAACCGACGACGCGCCUUCGGAUGAGAAAGCUCGCAAGGCACAACGAGAUGCGUGGUACGAGGGGAUCAAGGAAAGCUCUCGGCCUAAGCCAAUCAAAAUCAACUUUAAAGGAAUCCGCCAGCGAAUCAUAGCGCUCCCCGUGCCCAUCCGAAGGUACGGUCAACUCGUGGGGCUGAAGAACAAAUGUCUCAUGUACACGUCAUUCGGCGAGUCAAACCGUCCAAUAGGAUUCGAUGAUGACAGUGACGACGAAUGUGGAG
Messenger RNA from Sphaeroforma arctica JP610, 934 nucleotides. RefSeq lists its product as hypothetical. The record is from RefSeq and is a predicted model, not a curated record. The transcript is spliced from 8 exons. The annotation marks the transcript as partial. NCBI's taxonomy places the organism in Eukaryota, Ichthyosporea, Ichthyophonida. Gene Ontology annotation, molecular function: protein binding; serine-type peptidase activity.